Messenger RNA from Drosophila navojoa, 792 nucleotides. RefSeq lists its product as uncharacterized. The record is from RefSeq and is a predicted model, not a curated record. NCBI's taxonomy places the organism in Eukaryota, Metazoa, Arthropoda, Insecta, Diptera, Drosophilidae.
UUGGGCAAUGGCUAAUCUUGAGUUCAGAUCGCGGCAAGUUUUGCUUAUAAAUUUCAAGUGAGAAACCCAGAAUUUUUGUAACCGCCAUUGGAAUCCAUGAGCCGAUCAUGGCUGGCCCUAGGCCUAAGCCUCGUCUUCCUCCCCUGGCUGGGAGCACAGCAGGGAGCCGUGUGCCACGAGCGAGUGCCCCACAUAGCAAACAGCACUAACGGAGAAGUGAGCUGGAGUCUGCGUGAGGUUUGCUGCAAGGGCUAUGAGGGUACACCGGGCGGGUGUCGACCGCGCUGCAAUCCCCGCUGCCUGCACGCCCAGUGCACCGCUCCACAGCAAUGCACCUGCGACUUGGGCUACGAAACGCCGAGCGAGCAGGAGUUCAGCAACGCCGGCUGCCAGCCGAAAUGCCACGCCUGUCGCAAUGGCGAUUGCAUUUCGCCUGGCCGCUGUCGCUGUUGGCCCGGCUACGUGAAGAGCCGCAAGUCGCUGAGCUGCCAGCCGGCGCCGCAUCUACUCCAGCCUGCCGAGCAGUGUGAGUUACGUUGUCGGAGCACUCGCUGGCAAAAGUACUUCAGCUGGAGUCAUCUGUUGAGUGGUCGUACACCCAACACCGUUCCCACUUGUCGCCAGAAUCAGACGGAGCCCUGCCUGCAGCUGGACCGCUGCGUCUGCAGUAGUCUCAGCCAGCGGCUGAUUUGCCAGGACACAGCUGAGAAACAGCCACAGCAAUAUGUGUGCAGUGAUCCAAUGGAUCAGACAGUCGAGAACCAUCCAGGACUCCAGACUGAGGGAUCAUAG